GAAAUGUGUGAUAAUGCGAUGGUGCGACUGGGUGCGAACUUCGUUGGCUUCUUGUUGGCUUCGAUGUUCUUAGCGAGUUCUUUGUUACAUAUAUUUUAUUCGUGUGUUUGAAUGGACUAGCUGUCUUAUUUUGGUCUAAUUACUAAUGCUUGAAAAUUGUCUCUAAGUAAUAAUGCUGUAGGCACGGUCGGUAGGCACCAAAUAGCCUGCCUCAAGCCUGCCUAAACAGUAAACACCAGCCCCAGCCUUACCCAACAGAUACUGAUGUGGAAAACAUCACACUGAAGUUGGUGUCUUUCUAUUUACCUAAAUACCAGCAUUUAUUGCACUUUUGCUGAAGGAAUUUUUACAAUGGAAAGAAAUAGCAGGAUGAGUAAGCACGGCGGAGCGGAGGGCAGCGGCAUCUCCAAGGAGGAGUGGGCCGGCCGGCUGGAGCGGCUGCAUGUCAGUCGCACAGACAUGAACCGGCUCAUCAUGAACUACCUCGUCACCGAGGGUUUUAAGGACGCAGCAGAGAAGUUUUCGCAGGAGUCGGGCGUAUCAGCUGGUGUCAAUCUCUCCUCGCUCGAUGACAGAAUCAAGAUCCGUGACGCGAUCCGCGAGGGGCGCAUCUCGGACGCCACGGACGUGGUGAACAAGCUGCACCCGGAGCUGCUCGACUCGGACCGCUAUCUCUACUUCCACCUGCAGCAGCAGCACCUCAUCGAGCUCAUCCGCGCCGGACGCAUCGAGGAGGCACUGGCGUUCGCGCAGCAGAGUCUGGCAGAGAGGGGAGAGGAGAACACUGAGGUGCUGGCCGAGCUGGAGCGCACGCUGGCGCUGCUGGCGUUCGAGGACCCGGCCAACUCUCCGUUCGGGGACCUACUCAAUUCGUCACACAGGCAGAAGGUGGCCAGUGAGCUGAACGCGGCCAUUCUGCGUCUGGAGAGCUCCGCCGACCCGACCACCCGACUGGAGACACUUCUGAAACUGGUACUGUGGGCGCAGGGUCAGCUCGAUCAGAAAAAGGUCAGCUACCCGCGCAUGACAGACCUGGCCAGUGGCGCUCUGGACGAUUGAAGUUCCUCAGUUGGACCGGCGGCGUGAAUAAAGACAGAUGUGAAUACAUUAGAGCACUGAGUGGACAGGUCACAGAAGGACACGGAGGGAUGAGAAUGAAGAACAGCGGGAGGCUAUUCUGUGUGAUGAGUGCCGAUAAUGACCGACACUGCUGAGGCUGAGGAUGCUCAGGUUGGAGUGAUAGUUGAUAAGUGAUCCAACUAGAGUCAGUGACGCAUUGAGGCGGUGUAUUCGAGUGGCACGACAGCUGGCUCGCGGUGAUGCCGUCUAUAGACAGACAGACUGAGAGUGGAGGUUUUCGGUCCGGAACAGCGGGUUGAAACGAGAUGUGGUGUUGACAGUCGUGGACAGAGAGCUGCGGUGGAAUAUGCGAGGUUAAGGUCCGGGACAUUGACGCCAUGGGCCGACCGAGACUCGAGGCUACGCGCAGCCGAGGAGGUCGUUAUUUUUCGGAUAGAUGUCUUCAGAUUGAAGCGAUUGAAUCGGAUGGGAGAGAUCAGUGGCCUCUGAACACGCGAAUGUUCGGGGAAUGGCAGCGUAAUAUAUCGUGACGCCCUCUUCUCUGAUCGCGUAUUGGCCUCGUGACAAUUAGUCUCGUCGAGCACGACCUACCCCCGUAGUCAUCCUACCCAUGAACAGCCCUGCACUGAAGCGGCGGACGCUCGACGCAUCGUUACGGGAAGCACGCUCUGUGGAUCUCGUCAGUAACCUCCGAGGGGUGGUCACUGGUCACCGUCCCUGGCUCCCGGUACCGGAGCGGUCACCACUGGUGUGCCCACGCCCCUCCGACCGGGCCUCAGGGGUCUGGGUUCUGUCCCGGUCUGGCAGUCUUUCGGGGAGUCAUUACAGCGCCGCAGGAAGUCGGAGACUUCCCCGCGGCGAUAUACGAUUUACUUACUAUCUCACGUGUAUUGUGAAAAUGAAUAUGUAUGCUGGCGUGUAUAUGUACUGUGUCAAUGAAUAAAGCUACUCUGUUUGA
Molecule: messenger RNA, 2038 nt
Organism: Amphibalanus amphitrite
Lineage: Eukaryota; Metazoa; Arthropoda; Thecostraca; Balanomorpha; Balanidae
Product: glucose-induced degradation protein 8-A homolog
Exons: 6
Coding region: 352-1059 (235 amino acids)
Biological process (GO): proteasome-mediated ubiquitin-dependent protein catabolic process
Cellular component (GO): cytoplasm; nucleus
Molecular function (GO): protein binding
Source: RefSeq, a predicted model, not a curated record